Molecule: messenger RNA, 435 nt
Organism: Lycium ferocissimum
Lineage: Eukaryota; Viridiplantae; Streptophyta; Magnoliopsida; Solanales; Solanaceae
Exons: 2
Coding region: 1-435 (144 amino acids)
Source: RefSeq, a predicted model, not a curated record
AUGUGGCCAAGACCGUUGAGAUCCAAUCCAGGUCAAAGGGAUCCAAACGUGAUGUGUGAAUAUCAUGAGACUCAUGGUCAUAGGACCGAGGAUUGUCACCAACUAAGGAAAGAUGUGGCUCGGUUGCUGAAAAAUGGUUAUCUUCGAGAAUUCCCGAGUGAACGAGCCAAAAACCACUAUAAAGAAAGGGAAAAUCACAAAAGGGUCGAGUCUGUGGAACCACAACAUGUGAUCAAUAUGAUAAUCGGAGGAACAGAUGCACAACGAGGACCCGUGAUGAAAAGAACAAAGGUCUCGAUUGUACGAGAAAAACGGACCCGGGAUUACACGCCCGAGGGUUCAAUCUCCUUCAAUGAAGAGAAUGCAGAAGGCAUCAUUCAGCCGCAAAAUGAUGCAUUGGUAGUUCCACCAACAUUAUCCGAUGGAGAGUGGUAG